Messenger RNA from Dipodomys ordii (Ord's kangaroo rat), 1151 nucleotides. It is a transcript of the gene Oscar, whose product is annotated as osteoclast associated, immunoglobulin-like receptor. The coding region runs from base 40 to 840 and encodes 266 amino acids. Gene Ontology annotation, molecular function: collagen receptor activity. NCBI's taxonomy places the organism in Eukaryota, Metazoa, Chordata, Mammalia, Rodentia, Heteromyidae. Gene Ontology annotation, cellular component: plasma membrane. The transcript is spliced from 5 exons. The record is from RefSeq and is a predicted model, not a curated record.
ACAGCCAGCCCUGUCCGCAGCUCUGCCGAGAGCUGUCUGAUGGCCCUGGCGCUCCUUCUCCAGCUGCUGACCCUCUGGCCUCCCAGUCACAGCAGCUUCACACCAUCGGUCCCCCCAGCCUCACACCCCAGACCAUGGCUGGAGGCUCAGCCAGCUGCAGUUGUGACCCCUGGAGUCAACGUGACCCUGAGGUGCCUUGCACCCCAACUUGCCGGGGAGUUUGAACUCUUCAAGCUCGGAGAGGGGACCCCUGCCUAUCUCCGGGAUGUGCCCAGUGAGCUGGCAGAGUUCUUCCUGGAGGAGGUGACCCCUACCCAGGGCGGCCAUUACCAAUGCCGUUACCGGGGUCCAGACUGGGGACUGGAUAUCUGGUCCCAGCCCAGUGAGGCCCUGGAGCUGCUGGUGACAGACCAGCUGCCCCAGCCAUCACUGGUGGCGCUGCCCGGGCCAGUGGUGGCUCCCGGCGCCAAUGUGAGCCUGAGGUGUGCGGGCCCUAUGCCUGGCAUGAGCUUUGCGCUGUACCGCGUGGACAUGGCAGCCCCGCUGCAGUACCACGACUCGGCGCAGUCCUGGGCCGACUUCCUGCUGCUCAGCGCCCACGCCCCGGGCACCUACUCCUGCUACUACCACACGCCCUCCAAGCCCUACGUGCUGUCCCAGCGCAGCGAGCCUCUGACCAUCACCUCUGGGGGCUCUGUCUCCUCUGACUACACCCGGGAGAACGCAGUGCGUCUGGCACUGGCUGGCCUCGUCCUCCUUGCCCUGGGCGCCUUGCUGGCCAUGGACAGGCGGGACAGGAGCAGCACCCUUGGAGGCCUCCCACCCCGGGAGAGCCCAUGAAGAUUUGGGAACUUAAGGAGACUUCCUGGAGAGAAGUGGAGGAGCUGGGAUCCCUGGGUGCCUAGCCCCCCAGAAUCUCCGGACCCCAGGCCCAGCCAGAUGUGGUCUUCCUCCACCCUUUGCUCCCAGACCUCGGCAUCAGGUGGAUGGCCCCGGCAGUGGUUGAUGCUUCUGUACCAGUGGCUUGGGCUCACAUCCCAGUGAUGGUACUCUCUCAUUGGGGCAUCCUGAAGUCUGGAUUUCCUUCAUUGUGAAGUGAACCCAUGGAUGACUGGCCUGUAAUAAAUGCUCAAUAAAUUUUAGCAACUGCA